Messenger RNA from Folsomia candida, 577 nucleotides. RefSeq lists its product as uncharacterized. The transcript is spliced from 4 exons. The coding region runs from base 1 to 546 and encodes 181 amino acids. NCBI's taxonomy places the organism in Eukaryota, Metazoa, Arthropoda, Collembola, Entomobryomorpha, Isotomidae. The record is from RefSeq and is a predicted model, not a curated record.
AUGGAGAAGGUGAAAAUUGUGCCACCUCCUUCAACACUUUCCGUCUCCAGCUCAGGGAAUAUUGUUGACGAUGUUUACAAUGCAUUUAGUAUUCGUGUAUCCUCACUAACAAAUAGGAGACCAGUCUGGGUCGUAAAUUUUACCGUGGAUCAAAUCUCAUUUUACAUUGGUGCUUUGGGUGGGAUAGGCAUGGCGUACUUGAUGAGCCAGUACGACCUUCAAAAUAUUGACAACAUGGAAUACUUUAAUCAUGAUGACAGAGAAAGUCCUCCCAACGUCUUCUUGGACUUGAUACGUCACAUUAUUACCAAUCCAUUGCACAUUGUCCAUCGCUUCUUUGUCUCUGGAAGUGUGUAUUGUCUUAUCGGCUUGGCCACCAGUCGGAUAUUCAGACAGGAUGGAUGGAUGAGACCUUUAACGUGUGGAAGUUUUACUGGUCUCUACUUUACUAAUGGAGGUACUUUCAUGGACAGGAUAAAGGGUGCCGUUGGAUUUUCUGUAUUUGCUUUAUUGAUGGAGGGAUUUUUUUCUAUUGCUACAAGAUAAACUUCCUUACAACUGUCAGGAUUAUGUGGUU